This is a messenger RNA of Oldenlandia corymbosa var. corymbosa, 2889 nucleotides long. The record is from the annotation of a GenBank genome assembly. NCBI's taxonomy places the organism in Eukaryota, Viridiplantae, Streptophyta, Magnoliopsida, Gentianales, Rubiaceae.
CAAAACUGAAGACUCACCCACUCAAAACUACUACACCCAAAAAAAUUGUUUGUAGCUUUUUCUUGGCACCGUCGAAUUAUCACGGCUGGCUCGUCAAUCUCAGAAAAGAUUUUUGUGGGUUAAUAUAAAUAUUCAAUCUUGCUGGGUUUUGUUUGAGCUAAUUGGAAAAGGCUUUGAUGCUGGGCGUCGGUUGAAUUGGGUCGCCGCCGCCGCCACCGCCGCCGUAUUGAAUAGCAUUCCCCAGUGUUCAUACUAGCUGUUUAUGUUUAGGUAUAUGAUGCUGUACACUUCUUUCAGUGAUUGGAUCAGCGCGUUUCUUGCCUGCAUGGGGUACGUUUUCCUGUUCUCCAUCUCUUCUUUCCGUUUUCUUGUUUCUUAAAUGGUAAAGUUGCAUCUUUGUUUAAUUUGAGGUUUCACUUUUCCUGGGGAAAAUUGGAAAUUUGGCAUUUUAUUUAUGUGUAAUGUAUCUGUAUGUCUGUGUGUUGAUGAUUCGGAAAUGAUGCUCGAUUUCGAAACUGACUGAGGAUGGGUGUUCUCUUGGUUUUUCCAUUCCUUAAGGACACUGUAUUUAAUGCCUGUUUCCAUUGUGUUUAGCUGUCUUUGGAUUUGCUCCUUUUUAUUGGUGCCUCUUUGUUUUGCCUCGUAAAGUGAAGCAGUCAUUAUCGGAAUUUUCUGCAGUUAGCAUUUUCCAAAUAUAAAAAAAGUGCAAAUUCUGUAGUGGAAUUACACAUUGAUGUCUAUCACACAGAGAGAGAAAUACAUUUUCUUAUUAUCUAUCAAAGUGGAUGAUUGAAUUACAAGAGGUGGACAGUAGUACUGAUGGAGGAUUUCACAUUCAGAUGGUAAAUUCUGAGCAUAUUUCAUAUGGAAAUGAUAAUCAGUAUAGUUGAUUAGCUUUGUAGCCAGGCCCUGUUCUAGUUUCAGGUUUCCUUGAAUAAAACCUUUGAUUACUAGGAGGUAACUCUAACAGGAUAUGGUUAAUGCAUUCCUUUCUCUGGAGUUCAAUAGAGGGUAUGAGCGCAAGUCAAUGUCCGGUUGUUGCUAUGCAGUAUUUUACUGCAGAAAGAAGUGACUACUGAGUAAUGUAUGAUGGUAGCUAUUAGCAAUAUUGAAGUGAUGUGCGAUUGAAGUAGUGAGUAUUCACCUAUUAAUUUUGAAAGAUUUGUGUUUAGCAAAGAGUCAAGAAACCUUUUGCCAUGGAAGUGGCGAAUGUAGUUACUUGUAGUGGUGUGUUGAUUUCUCUCAUUGGUGAUAGGCGACAUUCUCUUUUCAUUUCAGGCUGCAGUUGCUUAUUGCCACAAUUUUUGAUCUUGCAUUUUGGAUUUGAACUUAUUGUUGAUCAUCUGAAAAACGUAAAUUAUCAAUUUUGAAGAAUUCCUGUAGAUAUGAGUGAUAACUGGAAGUCUGCAAUCAAACAUCUCCAUGAGGCCUGAAGUUGUACUUUUAUCUGAACAUAUUAGUAAAUUUCAGCUACUUCGUAAUCGCUAAGUACAUGUUUAAUGAAUGGUCGACAGUUUUCAUGGUCUUUGUUGUAUGCAUGAAUAAACUUGAAUUGAAACAGAACAGGAACUGUUUUGGCUGCUGCGUCAAAUCUCAGCCAAUUAUUGCGGUUGAUGAGCCAUCAAAGGGGCUCAGGAUUCAAGGACGGCUAGUGAGGAAACCAAGCAUAUCUGAAGAUUUUUGGAGCACCAGUGCCUGUGAAAUUGAGAACAGUAUGGCUCAAUCUCAGAGAAGUUUGUCAUCUAUCAGUGUAUCGAAUCAGAGCACCAGUCAGCAAGGUGGCACUGUCAACAGCACUAACCACUCCGAAUUUGUCAAUCAUGGUUUUCUCCUUUGGAACCAGGGAAGAAUUCAUUGGACUGCAAACAAAAUGCCUGAAAGACACAAACAAGCUGAGGAACCCAUAUUAAGGUGUAUAUGCCUUUCUUCUCAUUCAAAUUUUCUGGUGCAUAUUUCAAGUUCCACAAUCAUUUUCCUGUAAAGUGGAUCACGUUCUGUUGAUUUAGUUUGUGCUAUCAUCUGACUUGAGCAUUUGUGAUCGUCUAAGAAAAUACUAUCUACGUUGAGCUGUAGACAUAUAAUAACUUCUUGACUAGAGUACAUGUUAAUCUUUUGUAGUUUUUCCAUCGUAAGAAAAUAUCAAAAGGGAGUAUGUUAUCUUGUUCUUCAUUUCUCCUCAUCAUCCUGUAUUCUCUUGUUUUGAUAUCAUUCGAGCCCAUAGUCUAACUCUGUCUUCUUGUAGCUGGAAUGCAAGUUACGAAAGCUUACUGGGCACCAACAAGCGAUUUCCCCAACCUAUUCCUCUCGCUGUAAGUGUUUUGUGACUUCUUGGUUGUUUUCACCUUAACAUUGAUGAAUGGACUUCAUUAUAAACACAGUAUAGAAAUAGUGACAAUUGAAGUGAUUUGAUUGAUAGGAAAUGGUGGAUUUUCUCGUUGAUACAUGGGAGCAGGAAGGCUUGUAUGAUUAGGGAUGCCUCUGCUGCACUGCACAAAGGCACCUAUUUCAAUUAGCGUUUGAGAUGUGCUGUACCAUUUCUCUUUUAGGCUUGAUUGUAUAGUUUCCCGAAGGGAGAUAGAAAGUGAAAGGCAAGAAUAGAAAAAAUUGAGAAAAUAAUUACCUUUUAUGGCUAUUCUUUUGUUUGCGUAAGCAUUAUGCCUCUAUGAUCAGUAUCAUAUACAUGGAGCAUUUUGAGGCCUUCUACUGGGCUUCUAAACAAGAUGCAUUUGUUGAUGGGUUUCUGUACAUAUUAAACCAAAAUAUCACUUGCAAUUCUUAUGUUUGCUGUAGUGGGUUUUGAGCUUCAAACUUACUGCUCUAUCUGGCCAUUAGACGGAAAAAGUUUGCUUCUCUUAGGAGUUGGGAAUGCUUGUUCAUCUUCAGACCCUA